AUGGCAGCACAGUGUGUGCUUUGUGUGCUUGUCUGUCUUCAGCCCUGCUGCCACGCCAGAGGUAAUUGCAUUGACACUGUGUCUCAAUACAGCAGCUAUACCAUGCCCAUAGGUGAGGCUUGUUCAAAGAGAGAAACAAGGCUGGAAGUGGUGGCUUUCCCUGUAGAAAAGCAAGGGAGAAAGAAGCGCCACAGCAGGUUCAAGGCAGCAGCAUACUGGCUGGGGCAGACGAUGGUAGCUACGGCAGGGGCGGCAGUUGCCUGGCGAAGCCCAGCGCUGUCCAGCAUUGCUGGAGCGAAGAGCAGAACACAACAACCAGCUCAUGCAAAUUUUUUGACACUUGUUUUUAAGGCUACUGCGAAGGACAGUAAUUCGUAG
Ostreobium quekettii is the source of this 378-nucleotide messenger RNA. NCBI's taxonomy places the organism in Eukaryota, Viridiplantae, Chlorophyta, Ulvophyceae, Bryopsidales, Ostreobiaceae. The record is from the annotation of a GenBank genome assembly.